UUCAUUUGCGCGGGGUGAGAUCGUCGACAUGUUUGUUCCCACGUAGAUCACGAUGUCAGUCAUACGGACAUACACAUAAUGCCAUUUCAAAUGAAGGAUGGAAGGAGUGAUCAGAUGCAAGAUGAUGCACAGGCUGCAAGUAAUCGGUGUUGUUUAUAUUUGUGGUGCGUGUAGAGGUCUAUGUGUAGAAAGAAUCUGAGUAACAGACAAAGAACACACAUGCGAUAUCUAGUUUUCGUGAUCCUCAGCGUUUCUUGCGAUUGUGCCUAGUGUACUUGGCUCUCCACCUCUCAGUGCUUGAAUUGCAGGCCACUGCGUGCCCUUCGAGUCCUUGCUGUUUCAGAUUUGGCCACCGAAGACCAUGGCGGAGAGUGCGAAUGUUGUCGUUGAAGCCAUCCAUAAGCCGCCAUCAAGCACCAGCCAGCACUCGGAAGCAUAUCUCCCUGCCGUUGCAGGAGAAGGACGCCUGUACAUGAAAGAAGAACCAGCGUUGGCCGGCGCAUGGGGUGGGGGUGAGGUCACACUCCAGGACGGAACUGGGGCAACCUCAUCAGAGGAAGAGGAGGUUGAUGCAAUGUCUACGAAUGCCGGUGCAAGUGAAAUGCUGCUGACUGCAACAACCGGCGCCAGUGCGUACUUCAACAGGGCAGAGAGUAGCGCUAUGAAAGAUGCUGAGGCCCUGGACAAUGCCGAGGAAGAUGGACGACUGGUCAUCAUGGAAGACACUGAGGAUAGCAAGUUUCUGCUCAAGCAGUCAGCAUCACCGAUGCCUAAUCCCAGGACCAGUGCCAGUGCCAGUGGUGGAGUAGCCUGUGAAAUCUGUGGCAAGGUGUUUCGUCAGGAGAAUUACCUGCACGUGCACAUGCGAACGCACUACGGUGUGAAGCCCUAUGUGUGCGAGCAAUGUGGCAAGGCUUUCACAAGGACGUCACUUCUUGCUGAGCACAAGCGCCUGCAUGGCAAUGACUUCCAGUUUGUGUGUAACAUUUGUGGCAAGAGCUACCGCUGGAACAGCUCUUUGCAGCUGCACAUGCAGACGCACACAGACAAGAAGGAUCAUGUGUGCUACAUCUGUAAGCGUGCUUUCCGCUGGCGCAUCGCACUGCGCCGGCACAUGACAGAGCAUGCAGAAGAGUCGCCCUUCAAGUGUGACACGUGCCAGAAGUGCUUCACGGACUCCUACAGCCUGGCGCAGCAUGCUCGUGUGCACACGCGCGAGCGGCCAUUCACGUGCCCUGAUUGUGGACGGACCUUUCGCUGGAAGCACCAGAUCACCCAGCAUGCGUGCGCCAUGCGUUCUGACGGUAAGACUAAGACUAAGAGCAGCUCUCCGAAGACCGGCAGGAAAGCUAGCAGUGCAGCCGUACAGACUAAUCCUCCUGGUCGGUCAAGGCGCUCCAAUGCUGGAAAUCUGUACACCCUUCGCAAACAGAUGGCCGCGCAGUCGGACGGCGAGGGUGACGGGGCACCGUCUUUUCUUGCUCAGCAACCUCCCGCGUGUGAUCAGUCUAGAAGUGCACUACUUACUCCUGGUGCCAGCACGCCUGUUGUGCUCUCACUCAGCAGCCCUAGUGGCCUGGAGUACACGUGUAGCCUGUCUAAUGUCUCAUCGCAGUGCAACCUAUCCUCUGUUGCUGCUAAUGCCGGCAUUCUGAGCGACGCGUUCAAAGACUCGGAGAAGCAGUCGCUUCUGCCGUCGACUGACGCCCGUGCACAUGUUGCAAUCGACGCUCACGGCCAGAAGAAGCUGGUGUUGACCUUACCGCAGGAAGCUUUGGAUGUACUGCUACGAAACCAGACACCCUGUUUCCGCCAGGCACCCGGUGUUGCAAUGGGCAGCAAUCACGGCAUGCUUGAAGACACUAGCACGGCGUUCACAGUAGAAGCGGUGGACGACUGUGGUGUAGCCCAUGGCGAAGCGGCGCUGUUUCAUCUUCAGAGCAUGCCAGUGCCGGAUGUGACCCUUGGCACGCCGCUAAUGCUUUGAUGCCGCACCCCAUGCCCGCCACGCCAGCUCCUCUUCUUUCCGAUGGUAAAGCCAUGUAGAGCCAUGUAGGUUAGUGAUGGUACACUAUGACUGUCAUUGAUGUGGCGAAAUUUGUUUGAGACCUGGAUUCUAUCUGCUAGAGGGAACACGCUGAGUUGGUUGUCUUCCCUCUGUGUGCAAGCCUGUACAAAAUAUUCUCUUUUUUUAAAGAAAUCAAUCCGCUCUCUUGUACAUGCUUACUCACAGUCUUUUUUAAUCCUCUCUGCUGUGUAUAGCGUUGCCGCUGACCAGUUGUUUGUGUCUUGUGUUUGUCUAUCCACAUUGUACAUACGCGCGUGUGGUUAGUGUGAGUGUUUCUAGACUAAUCUAGUGUCACCGUUGAACCCGGACAUACAUGUACGUUGACCAUGAAACUGAUCCUUUUUUUUAAUAUCCCAAAAUAUUUUAAUCCGUUUUUAUUUCCAAGGUCCACCGAUGAAAGAUGAUACAAUUGUGUUUACUUGUG
Messenger RNA from Sycon ciliatum, 2492 nucleotides. RefSeq names its product zinc finger and BTB domain-containing protein 49-like. Lineage: Eukaryota; Metazoa; Porifera; Calcarea; Leucosolenida; Sycettidae. Bases 362 to 1987 code for a protein of 541 amino acids. The transcript is spliced from 2 exons. The record is from RefSeq and is a predicted model, not a curated record. Gene Ontology annotation, cellular component: nucleus. Gene Ontology annotation, biological process: regulation of transcription by RNA polymerase II. Gene Ontology annotation, molecular function: DNA-binding transcription factor activity, RNA polymerase II-specific.